UGCUGACUCUGCCUGCACAGUAGCGGAAGCUGGUGAAUCUCAGUGGGGAACCCCGAUUUGCUUGUGGAGGGUCGGCGCGGAGCUGUGGUCAAACGAUAACUGACAGCACGGCUCAUCUUGGUGACUAGUCUUCGUGUUGUUGGGGAGAGUUCUUCAUUUUUGGCUGAUAUUCUGUAUUUGGUUCGGAGGCAGCUCUGUUGCGCUAGGGGUAGAACGCAGGGCAGUCCGGGCAGGUCAAGUUCUUACCGCCUUGCUCUGUCGCGUAGCCGCUAUCUGUACUGUACACAGCCUGCGGACCUAACGGGUAAACGCUGUUCUCCUCUUAGCAAUGGCGUGUCCCAGUUCGUCUUCCCCUCCGCAGACUACCGACUUCAAGGCCCUAUCGGCGUCCUUCCUCCGGGACUUUCUUAUGGGCGGACUCGCUGGAGGAAUUUCCAAGACGUUUGUUGCCCCAGUGGAGCGGGUGAAGCUGCUGCUCCAGCUGCAAGACGCUAGCACGCAGAUCGGCCAUCAAGAGGGUCAGAUAAAAAAGUAUGAGGGAUUGAAAGAUUGCUUUGUCAGGGUGCACCGCGAGCAGGGGUUAUAUUCUUUCUGGAGAGGCAAUUGGGCGAACGUUGUCCGUUACUUCCCCACCCAAGCACUCAAUUUCGCGUGCAAGGAGAAGUACCAGAAGCUCUUUGUCCGGCAUGAUCCGAAGCAGGAUUUCUGGAAAUUCUUUGCAGAGACGCUCGCUUCGGGCGGUGCUGCAGGCGCCACUUCACUUUCUUUCGUGUACCCCCUGGACUUUGCAAGAACUCGUCUAGGAGCCGACGUGGGUAAAGUGCAGGCGGAGCGACAAUUCACUGGGCUGAACGACUGCAUUCGCAAGAUUUACCAAGAGUUUGGCAUUCCGGGUCUGUAUCGCGGUUUCCUCGUCUCAGUCGCCGGUAUCAUCGUGUACCGCGCUGCCUUCUUUGGUCUUUACGACACGGCUAAGGCCAUGUUGCCUUCGGAUAAGAAGGUGAAUCAUCCCGUGAUGCGGAACUUCGCCAUAGGCCUAGGGGUGGAAACUGCUGCGGGUGUUAUUGCGUACCCUCUCGACACAGUCAGGCGCCGGAUGAUGAUGCAAGCACUCCGGAGUGAUACCCUCUAUCGGAAUACGUGGGACUGUGCGGGCCGAAUAGCGAGAGAGGAAGGGGUUGCGGCAUACUACAAGGGUUGUGCGAGCAACAUUGUACGAGGUGUAGGUGGCGCGAUUGUCCUGGUCCUGUAUGAUGAAAUGAAACGAUUCGUUGCGUCGUAAUCCUGCUAAGGUAUGCAUCUGAGCAGUCUGUCUGCUCAUUGCUUUUAGUCGUUACGUUGAAUUAUUAGUCUUUUGUGACUAGUUUCUUGGCCUCUCCUUGUGUUUUUAUUAUGCUCCCGCGAAACCAAAUUCAUCCCUUCAUCAACAGGUGUGGCAUAAUUGUGAGACAACACGAUUCGAUCCCUUUGCUCUCCCCUGAAGUUACUUCAUUCUUUCUGAACCCGAACCCACCAUGUUCUUCGGUAAAUGUAUUCAUUUUCCAAACCUCGAGGCACUAGCCAGUCACGGUGAUCUCUGUUUCUCUGUCUCAGUUCAAAUCUUUCCGGCUUCAUGAAGUGACAAGAAACUCGACAAAUCUCUAAACUAGAAUGUAACAGUAGGAAAUGCACAAA
Molecule: messenger RNA, 1674 nt
Organism: Toxoplasma gondii ME49
Lineage: Eukaryota; Apicomplexa; Conoidasida; Eucoccidiorida; Sarcocystidae
Product: ADP/ATP translocase
Exons: 6
Coding region: 329-1282 (317 amino acids)
Biological process (GO): mitochondrial ATP transmembrane transport; mitochondrial ADP transmembrane transport
Cellular component (GO): mitochondrial inner membrane
Molecular function (GO): ATP:ADP antiporter activity
Source: RefSeq, a predicted model, not a curated record